Molecule: messenger RNA, 261 nt
Organism: Colletotrichum orchidophilum
Lineage: Eukaryota; Fungi; Ascomycota; Sordariomycetes; Glomerellales; Glomerellaceae
Exons: 2
Coding region: 1-261 (86 amino acids)
Source: RefSeq, a predicted model, not a curated record
AUGAUCCAUGCGUACCCAAAUAUCGGCAUGGAGCAAGGAUUCCCGUUUGGCUUGUCUGAUGUGUUUUCACUGCUCAUCUUUGAGAGGCGCCAGAUAGGUACCUACUACUAUACCCUCAAAUCCAAUACAUUCUCGCCUUUGCAAGCACUUGCAACAUUCAAAAUGGUUGUCAGAGAAAUUACCAGCGCCUCCAAUAUGGGCCGUGGUGCCUACGACACGACUGGAGUGCCCAAGCCUCCUCCUCGCCCCAAGCCUCGAUAA